AUGGGUGCACCCAUUUGGGUGGGCCGUCGCCGUGCUACCGGCCGGUCGGCACGGCUGACUUUCGAAACUGAAUUGCUGGCAAGGCUGUCUGCUUUACAGGGUGGGCAGUCGGAGCCGGAAGGGCCGCUGGCACCGGACCAAGAGGAGGAUCCAGGUGAAGGCCCAUCGGGCGUGCCAGCGGGGGACGGGGCGGCUGGAAGCGGGGGGCCACCACCCCCUGGAGGUUCCGGCAUAUUUACGGGUGACGGUGCUCUCCCUUAUGGCGACACUUCUUUGCCUUUGGGGGAUCAUUUGACGGCGGCCACGCGCGAGAAAAUUCUCCGUGGGGAGUACGUCGAUGUUUUUGGUCUUCUGUUUCGGGAGCUCGAGAGGAAAAAUAUAGUCUAUAGGGCCUAUACGGACUUCGCCAGGGCAGCAUGGCUGCAGUACGACGAAGCUUUCCGGAUGCGGGCCGCCGUCAAUCCUGAUGAAGAACAUUAUCUGGCAUUUACGGGCCUUUCAAAAACCUUUGCUCGACCAGAGACCAUAAUGGAUCUCCAGCAAACCUUGAUUGUGAACAGAAUGCUUUACAUCGCCGCUAGGAACAACAUUUAUGCCAUCGAGCUGGACAGAGCACAUGAAAAUGAAAUUUACUAUAAAAAUGAGGAAUGCCAGAAUGUUUUUAAGGUUCUUGUGAAAAAAAGUGAUAAUGAAUUACUAAUCUGUGGGACAAAUGCCUUUUAUCCAAUGUGCAAGUAUCAGGAGGUGGAGAAUUUUGACUCCUUAGGAGAUGCAUUCAGUGGACGGGGCAGGUGCCCAUUUAAUGGAAAGGAUCACAAUAUAGCAUUGUUUUCAGAUGGAAAUCUGUAUUCUGGCACUGUGACCAACUUCCUAUCAACAGAUCCUGUUUUUCAGCGGACUCUUGGAGACCUUCCAGAACUGCGAACAGCUAGUAUUGAUUUCGACUGGCUUUAUGAUUCUCACUUCAUUCAUGCCGUGGAAUAUGGGAACUAUAUUUAUGUGUUCUUUUAUGAAGUAUCACUGGAACUCAAGAACGAUGGCAAGGUAAUUUUACCCAGAGUAGCUCGAGUUUGCAAGAAUGACAUGGGAGGAAAGAAAGUUCUCCGGAAACAGUGGACUUCCUUCCUGAAGGCUCGAAUGAUGUGUUCAGUUCAUGGAGAUAUCCCCUUUUAUUUUAAUGUGCUGAAAUCUGUUACAGACAUUGUCAAAAUCAAUGAUCGGGAUAUUGUUGUGGGAGUCUUCACUACACCUAGAAACAGCAUCCCUGGAUCUGCUGUCUGUGCUUUUGACAUGCAUGAAAUUGAGAAGGUAUUUGCAGGGAGUUUCAAACAGCAGAAGGAUUAUGACACCAUAUGGACUCCAGUUCCUGAAGAGGAUGUGCCCAGUCCCAGGCCUGGUUCCUGUGCUGGCUCUGAACCCUUUGAAGGGUACACAUCCUCCACUGAAUUUCCAGAUAAUGUUCUUAUUUUUAGUAAAAUGCAUCAUCUCAUGCAUGAGGCAGUGCAAUCAUGUUUCACUAAGCCAUGGUUUCUGAUGGCGAUGGUCAGGUAUCGCAUGACCAAAAUUGUUAUAGAUACUUCUGCUGGGCCAAAAGAGAACCAGAUUGUGGCUUUCCUAGGAACAGAGCAGGGCAAAGUUUUAAAGGUUUGGGACAGAUCGGGAAAUGGUCCUCUUCUGAGUGACAGCAUUUUGGUUGAGGAGAUGAACAUUUACAAGCCUGACAAGUGCAACUAUAAUGAUGAGGAAUAUCCAACUAUUAUGAGCAUGGAGCUGGACAAGCUGUCUGGUUCUCUUUAUGUAGGAUUCCCAAACUGUGUUAUAAAGGUUCCCAUGGGAAGCUGCGUGCUUUAUGGAACAUGCAAAAAGUCCUGCAUAGCUUCUAGAGAUCCAUAUUGUAUAUGGAUAUCAGAAACUGGAGAAUGCAAGCAGGUCAUACCUGGAAUAAACGUUGAAUAUGAGCAGGACUUAGAAGGAGGUGAUGUAAGCGGCAUGGAUGACUGUUAA
Heteronotia binoei (common prickly gecko) is the source of this 2004-nucleotide messenger RNA. Its product is annotated as semaphorin-6A-like. The coding region runs from base 1 to 2004 and encodes 667 amino acids. Lineage: Eukaryota; Metazoa; Chordata; Lepidosauria; Squamata; Gekkonidae. Gene Ontology annotation, molecular function: semaphorin receptor binding; chemorepellent activity. The transcript is spliced from 16 exons. The record is from RefSeq and is a predicted model, not a curated record. Gene Ontology annotation, biological process: positive regulation of neuron migration; neural crest cell migration; negative chemotaxis.